GUGGCCGCCAGGACUGAAGCAGCAGGGAUGACUCCCGAGGCGGCGGCGGAGGCGGCUCACUAGCCUGAGGGCCGCAAGUCUGGGAGGACCUGGCUGAACCUGGCAGGGCUGACAGGGCGCCGGCCCGGAGCACUCCGGAUGCCAGCUUAGCCAGAGCCUGGGAUCCCCAGGGCGCAGCAACUUGGUGGGCGAACACGGACAGAGCUCCGGACUAGACAGCACCCAGGCUGGCCGCUCCUUCCUGGAGCCCGGCUUUGGAAAUCUUGGUCCCAAGCUCAGAGGCAGCGAAGACUUCAGGCUAGCGGUUUGAACCAGCGUCACCGCUGUGGAGCAGGUGGAAUGAGUCUGAGGCUAGCAGAUGAACAAACAGCAGCUGAAUUAUCCCAGGACAGGCUCUUCCUUCUUGCUCCCUGGUCCUUCUGUGCCACUCAUCACUUCCUACAGUGACAUCGUGCCAGGCUGUGAACUGCCUGGGGACAAGGAUGAGUGAGAAGGCCAUGAGCAACUGGAACCCAGGUAGCUGGGUGCUAGCACUGUGUCUGGCCUGGCUGUGGACCCGCCUGGCCUCAGCAUCCUUGCAGCCUCCAGCUGCCACAGUUCUUGUGAAGCAGGGCAGCUGCGAGGUAAUUGCUGCUCACCGCUGCUGCAAUCGGAACCGCAUUGAAGAGCGCUCCCAGACUGUCAAAUGCUCUUGCUUUUCUGGCCAGGUGGCCGGCACCACACGGGCAAAGCCCUCCUGCGUGGAUGCCUCCAUCGUCCUGCAGAAGUGGUGGUGUCAGAUGGAGCCCUGUCUGCCAGAGGAGGAGUGUAAGGUGCUCCCAGACCUGUCAGGGUGGAGCUGCAGUAGUGGACACAAGGUCAAAACCACGAAGGUCACACGAUAACUCUUGGGAGUCAUGGCUUGGGCAGGACAGCCUUGAUUGAGCUCUGGACUGAAGAAUGGUAUCUGGUCACCAGUCCACAAAUAUGAGGAAUCACUUACCUGGAUAUGUGUCCCAUGUCCACUCCAGCAUCAGACCUGCCAGGGCCAUGUCAAUCACGCUGCUCAGUAGAUAUGGCCAGAUUUGUAGCCACAUACCUAAAGACCUGUGCUGUCCUGGGAACAGAAGUCAACACACAGUUUCUAUCCUUACGGAAUAUCCAGUCAAGCUGGGGACAGAUAUUUUAGAUAGUUUAAAUUGUGCAGCACAAUAGUCUCUGAUCUACCAACUGUGAGCAUGGUAAGGGGUUAGAAAUGAGAUUGUCAUCAAUACUUUCCCAUCAUGUCCUUCCUGCCAGUCCUGUAUUCCCAGCAAGCUGCUAAGAUAUUGAAGGAAAAUACUGUCCCCUGACAUCAGGCUGGUGGGAUCUCUCUCAGAUUAAAUUGGUCUGAUUUAGGGAAGGAAAACAGAGAUGAAGUCCAAUGAAUCUCCAACAGGGUGUGGCUUGCACCCUUCAAUGGCUAUGGGAUGGACAGGUCCUUAGAAUUACCCCACCCCAGCACCUAGGUAUUUGUUUGCUUGGUUUUUUUUUUAACAUUAACUUUGAAAAAGAAAUUUAGUUUUA
Molecule: messenger RNA, 1545 nt
Organism: Nannospalax galili (Upper Galilee mountains blind mole rat)
Lineage: Eukaryota; Metazoa; Chordata; Mammalia; Rodentia; Spalacidae
Gene: Tafa3
Product: TAFA chemokine like family member 3
Exons: 7
Coding region: 483-884 (133 amino acids)
Biological process (GO): negative regulation of microglial cell activation; regulation of neuroblast proliferation; positive regulation of microglial cell activation
Molecular function (GO): receptor ligand activity
Source: RefSeq, a predicted model, not a curated record